Molecule: messenger RNA, 936 nt
Organism: Nothoprocta perdicaria
Lineage: Eukaryota; Metazoa; Chordata; Aves; Tinamiformes; Tinamidae
Gene: HOXB1
Product: homeobox B1
Exons: 2
Coding region: 1-936 (311 amino acids)
Biological process (GO): regulation of transcription by RNA polymerase II
Cellular component (GO): nucleus
Molecular function (GO): RNA polymerase II cis-regulatory region sequence-specific DNA binding; DNA-binding transcription factor activity, RNA polymerase II-specific
Source: RefSeq, a predicted model, not a curated record
AUGGACAAUACCAGGAUGAACUCCUUCUUAGAGUACGCAAUUUGUAACCGUGGGACAGGCGCCUACCACCCUUUAGAACAGAGCCCCCCGGCCUUCCCCGCUUGCUCAGGUAGCACCGUCACUGACACUUUUCCCGGCGACGGGCGCUUCGGCGCCGGCGGGAGCGCGGCCGCCGCCGCCCACCUGCCCCCGCCGAGCCCGGGCUACGCGCCGCCCUCCUCCGGGCGCGCCGGGCCCUUCGCGCCCGCGGCUCCCGCCGCCGGGUACCCGGCGCAGACCUGCGGCCCGGCCUACGGGCACCACCAGCUCUACCUCGGCCAGCAGGACGCGGACGGCGCCUACUUCCAAGCGCCGGGUUUCGCGGCCGCCGCGGGCCCCGGCCUCGGCUCGCUGCCUGAGGGCUACUGCGGGCAGGCGGCGGCCGGCGGCCACUACCAGCAGCACCUUUACGGGCAGGAGCAGCCCAGCUACUUGCCCGCGGUCUACAGCAACCUUUCGUCUGCUCUAAGCGAGGACAAAGACCCCGCGUGUCCCCCGGAGCCGUGUCCCAAUGGCAACGCCGCGCAGACCUUCGACUGGAUGCGAGUGAAGAGGAACCCGCCCAAGACAGCUAAAGUGUCGGAGUACGGACUGCUGGGCCAGCCCAACACCAUCCGCACCAACUUCACUACCAAGCAGCUCACGGAGCUGGAGAAGGAGUUUCACUUUAACAAGUAUCUCACCCGGGCUCGAAGGGUGGAGAUCGCUGCUACCCUGGAGCUCAACGAAACGCAGGUUAAGAUCUGGUUCCAGAACAGGCGGAUGAAGCAGAAGAAGAGGGAAAAGGAAGGUCUAGCCCCGGCUGCCACUUCCAGGUCUGCGAAAGAAGCAAACGAAGCAUCGGAUCAGUCCAACUGCACCUCACCUGAGGCCUCUCCCAGCUCGGGGUCUUCCUGA